Paramuricea clavata is the source of this 2029-nucleotide messenger RNA. The record is from the annotation of a GenBank genome assembly. NCBI's taxonomy places the organism in Eukaryota, Metazoa, Cnidaria, Anthozoa, Malacalcyonacea, Plexauridae.
AUGGAUGCCAAUUCAACUUUGUCAGAACAUCAUGGAAGGUAAUUGUACUAUACUUGUACUAUAAGACUCAUGUGUACUUUGUUUUCAAUUGAGUGUAAAAAGGUCUUGAAACUCUUGAUUGGAGUGAUUUCAUAUUGUGACCACUAUAUUUUUUGAAAUAUAGGUCCACAAUUGAACAAUUAAAUACAUCUUUGUUCACUGAUGAUGAAUUAGAAACUAGCAGUGAAGAGAACAGCUCUGAUUAUGACUUCAGGUAACUAGUAGCAGUAUGUGUAGUGCACUAAACAAACUCUGUCAGUCUAUGGUUUGGCCUGUGCAACUUGUGUAUAGACAUCCAUCCGCAUUAAGUGACUAAUUAAUCCUUUCAGCUUUUCAUGUUAUGAUAUUCAUCUUUAUUUAGUGUUCGUUCAUGUAUUUUGUCUUACAGAAGCAAAUGUGUAAAGGAUUAAUGUCUGCAAUUUGUUGUUGAUUUACACUGCAACUUGUGUUUAACGCAAAAACAUGUAUUUUUCAGAGAACCCGACCAGUCGGCUAUGCUGGAGUUGGAUGAUGAAAGAGGGUUGGAUGAUGAGGAGGAGACAGAGGAUGAAAUGUAUGUACAGUAUUAAUUAAGUAAUAAAAAAAACAUUAUUAAUACUUGUUAUUUAUCAGGCCUUAAAAUAUCGGUCGGUCACGGACAUUGUCCGACCCAUUCGUGAAAUUGUCCGACGUAGAAAGGAAACCACCGGACAUUCUGUCCGACCAAAGUGAAACUGAGGUUUAUUGUUUGUCCGACCCGAGUGUAUUGGUGUCCGACCGAACUGUAGCUUUGUCCGACGUAAAUGUGCCCUAGCCAAGGACUAGAGGCUUGUAUGUUAAAUGGAAAAUCAGAGUACUAUUGUAUAAAAGGUCAACUGGAAAUGUUGUUUUAACAUAGACGAACGUGGGGCGGCAAGCGAAAUGGUGAAGUGGAAAACUGGCUUAAGUUGUCGAAGUCUUUUUUAAUACUGCUGUUCUGGAAAGCAAGUUAAUUCUGGCUUGGAAAUAAGUAUGAAAGAAACAAAUUAUUUAAUAUCUUUACAACAUUUACCGUUUAUUCAUUUGUGUCAUUCAGACUUAUUUCCGAGUCAAAACUGAACUGAAGGUCAUCGCCUCAUCGGACAUAUGUCCGACCCAAACUCAAGGUCACCGGACAUUUUGUCAGACGGCCCUGUAAAAGAUAUUUUAAGGCCUGUAUUUAUUAUUAAACAUUGCAAAGUAUAUAUGAGACAUAAUUAUUAUAUAUGGUCUUCUGGUGUCAGGUAGCAUACUGUAACUAAUAAGUCAUCAAUAUCUACUUAUAGGCCAACAAACUUCAACUAUAGCAUGGAUAUUGACGAGUAAGUAAAUAUUCGCAACAUUUACAACCAAAUGGAUACCAGGCUUAUUAAGCAAAUUCCCUGAAAUUUAAUUGCACCCCCCCCCCUCAUUUUCUUGAAAAAAAUUAAUAGCCCCCCUUCUAGUCAUUUAUUUAUACAUAUGCCCCCCUUAUUUUUGCCUUCCCCCUGUCCAUAAAUAAUAACCAGUCCCUAAGAAUAUAAAAAAUAUGAGUGUAUAUAUCCAUAGUUAAAUUAGCCUUUCAAAGCAAAUUUCAAAGAAAGUUGAAAGAGAGCCUGUUCGCAGGCUAUACUGUAGUUGAAUUUAAAGUAUAGUGUGCGAAAUGUGAUGCAAUUACACGUUGCUAUGUAUUUUCUUUUGUUAUUUCUCUGUUAGCAGUCCAUUAGAAGAAAGUGAAGAUGAGAACAAUGAUGUUGAUCCCCCUGGUACCAAGUUUGAUGAUCCCUUAACUACUAAAGAUUGCAUCAUUGGUCAUGGGCCACAUCCUAAACUAAGUCGGGGGGAAGAGAUAUACAAUGUUGAGCGGGAAUUCAAAAUAGCGAAUGAAAAAAAGUUUAUAUGUUCAAUUGACUUGCUGAUUUGCAUGUUUCAAGCUCGAUGUCAGACACCUGGUUGUGACAAAAGUCCUGAAGUAAACUAUCAUUUUAUUGGGCCAACUGUCAUUGUAAACUAG